Messenger RNA from Lolium rigidum, 1358 nucleotides. Its product is annotated as F-box/LRR-repeat protein At2g43260-like. The coding region runs from base 1 to 1149 and encodes 382 amino acids. Lineage: Eukaryota; Viridiplantae; Streptophyta; Magnoliopsida; Poales; Poaceae. Gene Ontology annotation, molecular function: protein binding. The record is from RefSeq and is a predicted model, not a curated record. The transcript has a single exon.
AUGCCGGACAGCAGCGGCGCGACCGUUUUCGAUGACCUGCCGGAGUGGCUCGUCGUCGACGAGAUCCUCCUCCGGUUGCCGCCAAAGGACGUACUUCGCUGCCGCGCCGUCCGCAGGUCGUGGCGCAGCGGCACUUCCACCGACAAGUUCAUCCUCGACCACCACCGCCGCCAGCCCUCACUCCCCAUCAUCGAACACCAGAAGGGCAUCUGCCGCCUCCCCGUCCCCAGUGGCGCCGGUGAUAAAAAGAUACGGCCCUUCGUCCGGUACACCCCCGUUACCAGAAUCGACGUUAUGCACCACGGCGCUUGUGACGGCCUCCUCAUCCUGUCACUCCAACACCAUUUCUACAUCUGCAACCCGGCUACCCACAGGUGUGCUUCCCUGCCACGUCCUCCACUCCGACCAGGCAUCGGCUCGGUCAGCGUAGUCGCCUUCUACCGGCACCCCACAUCUGGAGAGCACCGGGUGCUGUGGGCGGUGUACUCAAUAGGCCUCAUGAGCCUAGCCGUGGUUGAACCGCCUGAUUACUUCGUCCUCGCGGUGGGAUCAGACCAGCCAAGACUAAUCCAGUGGCCGAUAGUUUCAGAACAAGGGUAUCCUGCUGCUGAGUCCUCCAUUUGCCCACCGGUGCAUCAUCGUGGUAGCCUGCACUGGGCAAUGGGUCGCAGCAUUACAGUAUUCGACACCGUAGCUGAGACAUUCCACCAGAUGAGCCGUCCGGCACAGCUGGGCGAUAUGGUGUCAUUGCUGGACAUGGGUGGCGCCCUUGCUUUGUCAAGCACCACCCGUGAAUUCGUCACCCUAGAUGUCUGGGUGUUGCAGGACUAUGACGCCCAGACCUGGGGCUUCCAGUACCGGAUUAACUUGCGAGCUAUGGUGGCAGCGCCGCCACUUAAUCUGCGGGCGGAUUUUGUCCCGAGGAUGGUUGCGAUCGAUGAGCGCGAGCUGCUGAUCCAGAAGGGUUGGCGUCUGUUCUGCUGUGACAUCGAUGGUAAAUUUCUAGGAAAUGUUGAAAUCGAAGAGCAUGAAAACUACCUCACACUUACUAAGCAUCGCCUCCAAGAGAGCAUGAUUUCGCUUCCGUUGUUUGAGAGGCAAGAACAAGCGGCUGUGAACAAUGUGCCUCCAUUCCUCAUAGUGCUGUAAGAUGCCUUGGACUCCCCUUCAUGUCUUGGACUCCCAUUGUUUGAUGUGCCACCAAUUGGAGAAGCUAUCUAAUCCCGUAGUAUGAGCCAUGUCUUUUGUUCUUAGUUUCUAGUGCUACUAGUAGAACUGAACAAUUUGGAUGGCAGAAGUACCAUUUCUGCCAUCAUCAUUUGGUGCUUGUUAUGCUAUCCUAUGGAUCAUGUUAUUGU